CUACAUUUGGUCGCUGUUGCUAUUUGCGCUUAGCAACGAACACCAAGGCGUUCGGCUGUGGAGGAUCAACAGUAAACCAGGCGAAGCAGACACAUAUCGUCACACAAUUUGAGGUGUGGUUUUCACAAACCGACAUCAUGAGCAGACAAGUUCUACAAGUUUUUGAGCAGUAUCAAAAGUCUCGGACACAGUUUGUCCAGACAGUGGCAGAGCUAGCAUCAAGGCCACAGAACAUUGAAACACUUCAAAAUGCAGGUGUCAUGUCUCUCUUGCGGCCGCUUCUUCUGGAUAUUGUGCCAACAAUCCAGCAGACUGCAGCCCUAGCACUUGGAAGGCUGGCAAACUACAAUGAUGAUCUUGCUGAGGCCGUUGUCCGUGGUGAUAUCUUGCCACAGCUAGUUUACUCACUGGCAGAACAAAAUAGAUUCUACAAGAAAGCGGCUGCCUUCGUUCUCCGUGCUGUGGCCAAGCACUCCCCUCAACUGGCUCAGUCCGUGGUAGACUGUGGGGCUCUUGAUGCGUUGGUGAUCUGUCUUGAGGAGUUUGACCCAGGAGUGAAGGAAUCUGCUGCAUGGGCAUUGGGAUACAUUGCUAGACACAAUGCAGAAUUGGCACAGGCUGUAGUGGAUGCCGGGGCUGUUCCUUUGUUGGUGCUUUGCAUUCAAGAGCCAGAGAUGUCUCUCAAGCGCAUUGCUGCGUCAGCCUUGAGUGACAUUUGCAAGCACUCUCCUGAACUGGCCCAGACUGUUGUUGAUGCUGGUGCCAUUGCACACUUGGCUCAGAUGAUCCUCAAUCCAGAUGCAAAACUGAAGCGACAAGUGUUCUCAGCUCUCAGCCAGAUUGCUAAGCACUCUGUGGAUCUGGCAGAGAUGGUGGUGGAGGCUGAAAUCUUCCCUGCUGUACUGACAUGCUUGAAAGACCCUGAUGAGUAUGUCAAGAAAAAUGUGGCUACUCUCAUUCGAGAAAUUGCAAAACACACUCCUGAGCUCGCCCAGUUGAUCGUGAAUGCAGGAGGAGUUGCAGCUGUUGUGGACUAUGUUGGUGAAUCAAAGGGCAAUGUCAGGCUUCCUGGAAUCAUGAUGUUGGGUUAUGUUGCCGCACAUUCAGAAAAUCUAGCAAUGGCAGUGAUUGUAUCAAAGGGUGUGGUGCAGCUGGCCAUUGCACUGUCAGAAGAGCAUGAAGAUCACAUCCAGGCAGCUGCUGCUUGGGCACUUGGACAGAUUGGCAGACACACUCCCGAGCAUGCAAAGGCGGUCGCUGUGGCGAAUGUUCUUCCAAAGUUGCUGCAAUGUUACCUCCGGGCAGAUGUUUCUGAAGAUCUCCAGACAAAGAGCAAAAAAGCACUCAAAAACAUCCUGCAGAAAUGUGUUCACCUACCAGCCCUGGAACCCCUUCUGCACGAUGCUCCACCCAAUAUCCUCAAGCACGUGGUCGGACAGUUCAGCAAAGUGCUCCCACACGACUCAAAAGCACGCAGAUUGUUUGUUACGAGUGGCGGCUUGAAGAAGAUUCAAGAGAUCAAGGCAGAACCUGGCUCAGCACUCGCAGAAUACAUCAACACAAUCAACAAUUGCUAUCCAGAAGAAAUUGUCAAAUACUACUCCCCUGGCUAUUCUGAUGCUUUGUUGGAGCGAGUGGAGCAGUACGCCCCGAAAGUUUGAGCUGUCAACAUCUUUUCCAGGAUUGAAUGAAUAUUAGUUAUUUUAUCAUAUUGUGAUUUUCAGCAUCAGAUUCUUGGACAGGGAUUUUAAUGAAAAUUCAGAAGGGCCACAGAAUGAAAGAAAUGUUUUGACAUUGUGUCAUAGUUUUUACUGGAAUUUCCAAAAAAAGUAGGUUUGGUGUCCAUUUUCUUAUUCUAUCGAAAAUGCCCUAUUUUUUAAUGCUAUUGUUUUUAUAAUUAUGAAAGCCAACAUCAAUAUUACUCAGUUUUACUGAGACGAGUAAUUUCUUAAAGUACAUGUACUUUGUAUACCAAAGAAAAUAAUGUGCACCCAAAUGGAAGGAUUUUAUGAAAAGAUUCUUUCCCACUUCAAAGGGAUAGAAAGCAACAGAUUCAUGGUUUCAUUCUUUCAGUUGUUUUCGAUGGCAUGAAUGUAUGAUUAUUUGUUUGUAAAUGAGUAUGUGUGUGUAUAGGUGUGUGUGUGUAUGAGAGAGAGAGAGAGAGAGACUUAUGUGAGUGGCCACGUUGCCUACAUAAUGGGAACAUAGCAGCAUGAUUUGCUUGAACAGAAACACAAAAAAAGAGCUAAAACUAGUCCUUACUAAGUAAAAACUUGAAAGCCAUUUCAAAAGCUAUUUCAUAAAACAAAUUUUGAGAUCAGUCAUUCAAGCUGUCAUGCCUGCUGUGCUCCUUUGUAUUUAGUUAUUAGUUAUAACAAGAGGCUACAACAAAUGAAUCCAUGUUAUCUGUUUGCUUCUCCCCGUAUUGUCUUCUUACUGGAUGUAAUCUAGGUUUCUUAUUUUGCUGAGAACAAUUUUCCUUGCGUAAAAGAUCAGUGUUAAGAAAUAAUUUUUUUUCAAAGUCGUACAUCACUUCUGUGGUAAAUAGCUUUGGCUAUUAUGGGAAAUAGUUGCAAGUUUUUCUUUUCUUUUAGUUAAAUAACCUCCUUCUUUCUUUGUGAAAAAUUCAUCCCAAUAUUGUGCACAGGUCGUAAGGUUAGGAAGGGCAAAAGAAAGGUGUGUUCUGAAAAGAUUGGGAUUUGGUAGAGAAUGGGCUGAGGGUGGGACAAUGGGUGAGAAGUCUUGAGAAGAGCAGAAUGUGAUCAAAACAAUCAAAUGUGAUAUUGAUAUAAACAAUUACCCUUUGCUUUAGCUUUGGAAUGUUCUUUCUAACUUUGGAAUGAGGUUUUUCUUUUUGAACACACUCUCUGCCUUUUACUUUUAGACACUGGGCGGAUACCUUUUUUUAGUCUUACUUUCCCUCUCAUGUAGUUGUCUGGAUGGCCUAGUAGGCCCUCUGUUUCUUCUUUUUGUGCGCUUGUUUUUUUUUGUUCAGUCUAUCCACAGUUGUUGCCAAUGUUCUUUUUCGUAAACUCACAUAUAUACAAACAACCUUCUGUUAUAAAUCUUGCAUUUUGGUAUCUUUGUUACUUGACUAUGUUAACAAAUUUUUGUGAUGCGGAACUACUAUUCUUAUCUUGUUCCAAAUCUUCUAUCAUUUUUUUUGGUGCCCUCACCUUAUGCAGUAUGAUGCUCUAUUAAUUAAGAAUAUUGGUAAUGAAGGAGUUUGCCAUUGGUACAGGCUUUAUCUGCAAUAGCCAUUGAGUCAAAGGCUGAAGUCGUAAGAACAGUGUACUUUGAUCUUCAAUGGCUUCUUCUUUACAUUUUUAGCUCACUAUGAAUUUGUUUUCUUUUGAAUGUGUGCACACAGGGUAAGAAUGAUAGACAGAAUGAUAAGUUAGGCCAAUUAAAAAAAACAUGGAAAGAAUGCUAACAUUGUAGUCACAAAGUCAUAAAAAAGACAUUUUAAGAUAUUGGGAGAACUCUCACAAUAUUUUUCCCAGUGCCACUAAACCACCUGACCACCUUUCUAAUAAUAACUGGCUCACAAAUUUCACUCGCACUCUAUUGUUGUAUUCAGGUUAGAUACUUAAGUCUAUGUAUUCGACAGCAUCAGGUUUAUGAUGCAUUUAGCUGAAAAAUAUGAUUGUGAAGAAUAUGGCUUUCGAUUUAACAAAAUGUCUCCACAAAACUGUGAUAGAUAUCUAGUGUUUGUAUUCCUUUGUUCAGGAAAUUCUAUGAUUUCAAGUGCUUGUUAUGAUAUUGUUUUUUGUAUCCCUGCUGUAAGGACUAGUUUAAUUUUACACUCUGAUGAAAUAUAUUUUGAAUCUACAAAAACGUUUGGAAUACAAUAUUUAUGAAGAACACCGCUA
Molecule: messenger RNA, 3872 nt
Organism: Aplysia californica (California sea hare)
Lineage: Eukaryota; Metazoa; Mollusca; Gastropoda; Aplysiida; Aplysiidae
Product: sperm-associated antigen 6
Exons: 9
Coding region: 138-1661 (507 amino acids)
Biological process (GO): cilium movement
Cellular component (GO): microtubule cytoskeleton
Molecular function (GO): microtubule binding
Source: RefSeq, a predicted model, not a curated record